AUGAUUGUUCGGCAACUAUGUGUGCGGCAAAGCCGCCAGCUUCGGGCUCUUCCCCGUCAGUCGCGCAGUUUGGCCCGAUUCUCUUCGACCGAAACCACCUUCCAGACCCCCGUGCAGACUCCCCUCGCGGAGCCAGCAUCUCGACUAGAGACGCCUUCACCAAUUGUCGCGGUGUCUGAACCGGGCAGUUCAGGUCCACGAGAGGAUUUGGACAAGGACCAGAUCCGAAAGAUCAAAUUCCACAGUCUCGGUAGUACUGUCACCGGUGCCUAUCGGCCAGAGGCCCUCCUCAGAAACCCUCCGAAAGCCACCGAUGUCACCCUUGAAAUGCUCCUCGCGUCCCAGACACAUCUCGGUCACUCGACUUCCCGCUGGAACCCCCAGAACUCGCGCUACAUCUUCGGUAUCAGGGAGGGAGUGCACAUCAUCUCCCUCGAUCAGACGGCGGCCUACCUACGACGUGCGGCCAAGGUCGUGGAGGAGGUCGCGGCCAAGGGCGGAUUGAUUCUGUUCGCGGGUACAAGAAAGGGACAGAAACGUGCUGUGGUCAGGGCUGCAGAACUGGCUCAGGGAUAUCAUAUCUUUGAGCGCUGGAUCCCUGGUUGUUUGACUAAUGGCCAGCAGAUCUUGGGCCACUGCGAGAAGAAGAUUGUGAACGGCUUGGAUGGGGAGGUGAAGAUCUGGCAGGAGGAACUGGAAAACUACCGUGCCCUCAAGCCCGACCUUGUCGUUUGUCUCAAUCCCGUCGAGAACGUUGUCUUGUUGCAUGAAUGUGGUCUCAACAAUGUUCCAACCAUCGGUAUCAUCGAUACGGACGCCGACCCUACUCGGGUCACAUAUCCCAUCCCUGCCAAUGAUGACAGUUUGCGGGCCGUGACAUUGAUUGCCGGUGUGCUCGGAAGGGCGGGACAAGCGGGCCAGGAGAGAAGAUUAAAGCAAGCCCAGAGGGGUCGAUUGACAUACCGGCCUAUGAAACCACUCCGCAUGAAUGCAGCAGAGGAUGUAGACGCGGCCUCGACAAGGAAUCCUGAGAAGCCCUCUAUUGAGGAGUCUACUUCGAAGCCUAAGGAGGAGACUGAAGAUGAUGACUAGAGCUGGAGUCUUGACAAUUGUUCUUAUUUGAUAUCGGUCUGCCUACAUGUGAACUUUCGACUGGGAUUGUAUUGUAUAGGACACUGUAAAUUUUCAUUUCUUUUCCCCUGGUGUUAUAUCAUGUAUCAACAAAUGCUACUGAAUUGAUCUUUUGAUCUUAGCUGCUGUCGAAAUUAGUGACAGUGUGUCCGCUUGCUUUAUUUCUCGGUUGCCCUAUCCUCUGACGCCCAUGGUCUGCAUCUAUCUUGAG
Messenger RNA from Aspergillus sclerotioniger CBS 115572, 1342 nucleotides. RefSeq names its product mitochondrial 37S ribosomal protein uS2m. Gene Ontology annotation, cellular component: mitochondrial small ribosomal subunit; ribosome. The transcript is spliced from 3 exons. Bases 1 to 1092 code for a protein of 363 amino acids. Lineage: Eukaryota; Fungi; Ascomycota; Eurotiomycetes; Eurotiales; Aspergillaceae. The record is from RefSeq and is a predicted model, not a curated record. Gene Ontology annotation, molecular function: structural constituent of ribosome. Gene Ontology annotation, biological process: translation.